AUGCCGUCAUGGAACAACUGGUCAGUUUAUCACACGAUUGCCGCUCUGGAGAUCCUGGUUUCGAAAAAAUACCACGCCAAAGGGGGCCUGACACUAACCUUUGGCGUGGGUUUGGGAGCUAUGGCAUCACAACAUCCUUCUGCAGAUGGAAACUCCGCGCCCGCCGCAGCGAUGAUAAUCGUUAGCAAUGCUGACGAUACCAGCCCGGUUGUUUGGGUCCAUAACAACGAAUUGGGUUCAGAUGAGGAGAACAAUGGCGUCGUCCAACGGAUUGGUUGUUGGCGAGGUUUCAGUCCUCCGAAUGACUUGGAAUCCUCCAGAAGUCACUAG
Molecule: messenger RNA, 330 nt
Organism: Botrytis byssoidea
Lineage: Eukaryota; Fungi; Ascomycota; Leotiomycetes; Helotiales; Sclerotiniaceae
Exons: 2
Coding region: 1-330 (109 amino acids)
Source: RefSeq, a predicted model, not a curated record